This is a messenger RNA of Astrephomene gubernaculifera, 760 nucleotides long. Lineage: Eukaryota; Viridiplantae; Chlorophyta; Chlorophyceae; Chlamydomonadales; Astrephomenaceae. The record is from the annotation of a GenBank genome assembly.
GGAUACAGUACUCGGCAAAGGAGCAACCUGAAGACCUGGUUCAACCCGAGUGAUUGAGCAAUUUUCAAAAUGUCCAGGUACAACGGCGGCUACAACCAGCAGCCUUACCAGCCUUAUCACAACAACAACUUCUCCCAGAACGGAUGGAGCUAUACCGGCCACAACUCCCAGAGCCGUGUUGCUUUCUACGAGAACGAUGCAGGCGUUAAGAUGGACUACUACUACUCAACUGGCACUACCAAGACCUCGAUGGACCAUCCCGCCCGUGGCAGCACUCAGCUGUUCCGCCGGGACCUUUCGGAGGGCGAGCACCGCGCUGUGCUGGAGAACCCGCGUGUUCACACCGGCAAGGGCUAUUACACCAAGCACUGACUGACGGCUUGUCGUUUGGGAGUCAGAACACGCGCGUACAUGGGCAAGGCAAUCGUUGAUCCCCUGCCCUGGUUAGUUCUGGUAGGCGUGUCCUAAGCGUGAGCGCAGGCGCUGACACGUGUGCUUGGUACCCCUGAUUAAAGAAUGCGGUGACGCUUUACUGCAUUCGUAAAGUUACUCUUUACUGCAUUCGUUUGGCAACAUAGGCCGCUUCCGGCUGAGUCGAAGCACAUUGUAUGGCAGGCUGUGUCUGGCUAGGACCUGUCUGUAUGGGCGCUGCAAAGUAGGAGCAGGUUUCAUGGCGUGUACUGAAUGCUCAUGCGCAGAGGUUUCCACCGUAAACCCUAGGCUGGCAACUGCGUUGCCGUAUGUAACAUAUCCGGAUAAG